CAUAAUAAUAACAAUAAUAUGGUUUUCAACAAAUUACUGAAGAGACAAAAAAAUCUUAAGUCAGAUCUAAUGAGGACAACGCCUGCUGGCUGAGGAACGAUUUGGGGGUUUCACUGCAGCUGCAAUGUCUUGUUCCCUUUGUGGAGUCUGAACUCGGGGGUGUGAAUGAGCUGGGACUCGCGGCUGGUUGGAGAGCUGGUGACAAACACUCCGGAUUUGCCCCUCAGAACGCCGAGCAAUAACCUGACGGACACUCACUCAAACAUCUUAAAUUCCUCAGCAGCAUUUAUCCUCGAAAGUAACAGGACAGCUUCGGCUAUUUCAGGAGAGACCGGGAAGUGGCCAAACAAUGGACACAGAGAGCGCGUUUUAUCGCUGAAUGUUCACGGAACGGGAUUGAUGUUUUGCGAAGACCGCUGCGCGAACCGGGCCGUGGAGCCUCAGAGCGAAGGGAAGGACAACAGAAGUCAAAAGAGACGGCGCUCAACAAAGGAGGGGAAAGCAGGACGCAUGUGUGCAGAGAAGCAGUGCCCUAGAUCUGUAUAGCAUCAGAGUUGCUCUGCCAUUCAGACUCCUUUCAUGCUGUUGUGGGCAGCAGUUUCCCUACCCGCACCUGGAAAAACAAAGAGAAUUAGUUCAGUGGCAGCACAUCUCCAUGCGUAAAUGGAGACGCAUCGGUGCGUAUUCGCUGUACUUUUUCAUUAUGCGUAUAAUAAACGAUGUUUGUUUUGUCAUUAACUCAUGCCCUGUCCCAUGACCACACUGGUAUAGAUGCAUUAUAGACUUCCUCAUACUUCAUAUCUGCCAUGAGUGAUGGCGAUGCCUGCAGAAUCUGACAGCACCGGUGCGCCAAGCAGCACUUAUGAAAAAAGCUUCAGCGCACCGGAUCGCAAUGGUUAUGUGAAAACAUGUGUCAUCCCACUGUGCCGUGACCGAGAUUACGAGUCGUGGGUGAGGCUAAUGUUCUCAAAAAUAUGGACUUCCCAGAGACUCCGGAGUGCGGUGUGUGCGGGGUCGCUUUCGGUUUUUCUCGCUCUGUUGGUCAAAUGUGUAGACUGGAGAGCAGAAGCCAGCAGCAGCAGCAGCAGCGCUGAAAACAGACUCUCGCAUUCAUCGUCUCCCCUUCACUUCGGUUCAGGCUGCGCGGCGGAGCUGUUGCAAACUUGCUGGAGUGUGGUUUCGCCAUUGUUCACCCUCGUAUGUGCCUUCUUUUGGGUCGGUGUCUACUUGAUCCGCUGCGGGGUUCUAAUCCAGACCGCCCUGUCCCUUCUAACCUUGUGCCACCUGGGUGAAGCAGCGGCGUGGUCUCUCCUGGACGGGACAGAUGAGCAGCUCUUUUCAUUCACGACAGCAGCCGUGGUCGUGCUCAUCUGCGUGGCCACCGGCGCACUCAUGGUAGCACGGCUGAAUCAGGGCAUAUCUGUGAUCCUUUUCAUCAGCAUAGUCAGGACUAUCUCGCUCUUCUCGCUGCACAAAGUACGGGCCACUUGGAGACCGUACGUAGCGUACCUGGUCGGAGUUCUGGGCAUCCUGCUGGCGAGGUAUGCUGACAAGCUCCUUCCCAACCAAGGGAGACACAAGGAGGGCUGCACCCCCGUGACUGGAGCCAGGGAAGAGAUCCCUGUAUUUAAAAGGCGCAGGAGGUCCAGUUCUGCGAUAGCCUCAGACAUGGCACACAGUCAGUCCAACAGUAAGUCACAUCGGCGGACCUCUCUGCCAUGCAUCCAGAGGGAUCAGAUGCUCCCCCGCUCGGACUGGGACCACAAGAGAGGCUCCCGAGGAUCACAGUCAUCAGGCACCACCGUCAUGGUGGACAUAGCAGUGAUGGGAGAAGCUCACGGACUAAUCACGGACCUGCUGGCUGAUCCCUCUCUGCCUCCCAACACCUGCACCUCUCUGCGGGCCGUGAGCAACCUGCUAAGCACCCAGCUCACCUUCCAGCCUCUGCACCGCCCACGCCCCGCUCCCCUGCUUAACCCCAACGAUGCCUACACCCUCUCCGACUCUGAGGAGGGACCUGAGAAAGGAGAAAAGACAUCCUUCCACAAGCGUCUGAGGAGAAGUCUCCACCCUGGUCUUUUGAGGAGGAUCUCUUCCACGUGGACCACCACCACCUCCGCCACAGGCCUGCCCACCAUUGAGCCUGGGCCCGUCCGCAGGGACCGCAGCUCCAGCAUCAAACCCUACCAUGAAACACUCACCUGCAGUUGUGGGAGACCAUACAUCAAACUGAGCCACGGGGAGGGCUCAAUAGACAAGGGAGACAGGAUACCUCGGUCAGCAGAGGACCAAGUGGUUGUGUCAUCAGACUAUGACAGCACCCACGAAGCCAACCACAGUGACAGCAGUGAUGUAGCACAUACAGAGGAGAACGCAGAGGAAGGAAAAAACCCUGCCCAGAAUGUCAUCCUCCAUUCACUAAUACCUCCUGAGGACAAACCAAUUCUGGCUCCAGAACCUUUUAUAAUGGAGGACUUAGAGCCUUUGAUGAGUCAGCUAAACAAUUGGAACUUCCCCAUCUUCAGUUUGAUGGAGAAGACCAAUGGGAAAUGUGGACGAAUCCUCAGUCAGGUCUCCUACAGGCUCUUUGAAGACACUGGCCUGUUUGAGACCUUCAAGAUCCCUGUAAAAGAAUUCAUGAACUACUUCCAUGCCCUUGAGAAUGGUUACAGAAACAUACCAUAUCACAACAGGGUCCACGCCACAGAUGUGCUCCAUGCAGUUUGGUACCUCACGACGCAGCCUGUGCCUGGUCUGCCCAGCCUCAUUACUGACCACGGCUCUGCCAGUGACUCAGACUCGGACAGCGGAAUAACACACAGUCAUAUGGGCUUCCUGGUUUCAAAGACCUACACUGUGUCAGAAGAUGGUUAUGGUUGCCUGUCAGGCCUCAUACCUGCUCUGGAGCUCAUGGCCCUUUAUGUGGCUGCCGCAAUGCAUGACUACGAUCACCCUGGGCGGACUAAUGCUUUCCUGGUGGCCACCAGCGCCCCACAGGCAGUGCUCUACAAUGAUCGAUCGGUUCUGGAAAACCACCACGCUGCCUCAGCCUGGAACCUCUUCAUGUCUCAUCCAGAGUACAACUUCCUCGUGAACCUGGACCACGUGGAGUUCAAACGUUUUCGUUUCCUGGUCAUUGAGGCAAUACUGGCCACCGAUCUGAAGAAGCACUUUGACUUCCUAGCCGAGUUCAAUGCCAAGGUGGGCGAUGAUCCAUCCACAGGUAUUGAUUGGUCUAAUGAGAAUGACAGGUUGCUGGUGUGCCAGAUGUGCAUUAAACUGGCUGAUAUCAAUGGGCCUCUGAAGUGCAAGGACCUUCAUCUGCAGUGGACUGAGGGCAUCGUCAACGAGUUCUAUGAGCAGGGUGAUGAAGAAUCCAGCCUGGGCCUUCCCAUCAGCCCCUUCAUGGACCGAGCGGCACCACAGUUGGCCAAACUCCAGGAGUCGUUCAUCACACACAUAGUGGGACCGUUGUGCAACUCCUACGACUCAGCGUGCCUCAUACCUGGACGAUGGGUGGAACCCGACCCAGAGGCAGACGAGCCGGAGAUCACAGAGAACGAGGAGGAUGAGGAGGAUACUGCAGAGGAAGACACGUCCACCAGCUCAGAAGCAUCACAGAAAGCAGCUCCCAAGAAGAGGAGGAAAGUCUUCUGCCAAAUCACCCAGCACUUGCUGGAGAACCACGAGAUGUGGAAGAAGGUGAUCGCGGAGGAGGCCCAGAAACAGGGCCAAGGAGCGGAGUCUGUCCAUUUAAACAAUGUAGCUGAGCCAAUCCUGGCUAUUCAUGAGGAGGAAGAGGAGCCAGGCAGCAGAGAGGAGCUGGUAGAAGGAGAGGAUCCAGAGGAAGGAGUGGAGGACCCGGAGUGGCCAGUGUCUCCGCAGGAAGACUCUAAACCUCCAGAGGGACUAGCGGAGGGCGACCCACAGUGAAACAGCCCUUGGGAAAUAUGGAGUUGGACAAGGAAAGGACGUGAAGAAGUACUUCUUGUUUUCUUAUCCUGUCAACUGACUCCUGUUUUUGCCAGCACAUCACUUAGACACAACACUGUAGAUGUUUGGGAAAUGUGUGCCUAUACAGAAAAAAAAGAAAAACAGGGUGGGAAAAAAUGUGCUUUACCCCUUUUAUCUGAAUAUCUGGUUUCACCAAACAUUUAAAGGAGCUUUCCAUAUUGCAAUACAGGAUUAUUUGUGUACUUUGGGAUACAGACUCUUUUGCUACUGUCAAGAGAAGAGGAAGACUGGUUGCACAGACCUCAAGCCAGUGUGGUAACACGGGACUGCAGACAUUUCCUGCCAAUUUCUACAUAAUUAUUUUCUGAAUACAGUUAUAUAUAUAUAGACAUCACAGUUGCUUGUGCUUGUGUUUGAGUUUUAGCGUUGUCAGAUUUUUUGAGGUCUCACGUGAACCAUAAUAUGUUUUUUUUUUCUUUUAUAAAGGGAGUCAAUCAAAUAAGGAAGAUUGACAUGUUUCUUCCUUUCAGCGUCUGCCAAAAUUUCCCACAGACUUACAAAAGCAAAUAAUUAUACAUUUUAUCUUUCACAUUUGUAGCCAAAUUAAGUACUUUAUACCAUUAGGUGUAACCAUAUUAGUAGGAGGGAAGCUUGAGAACACUUGUGUGUGUGUGUGUGUGUGUGUGGGUGGGUGUUUCAUAGAUGUCUUCAGCAGAUUACCUGUUAUUUGUACCAUCUCUGGUCUCCGGUCCCGAGGUAAAUACAGUGUUCAUUAAAGGGUUCCACAUGUUGCAGCGUCCAGAGGCCUGCACUUAGGAGGACAGAUAUUGGAAAUGAAUCUGUGCUGAACAAAAGAAAAACCAAACAAGGAAACCAGUACACAAUACAUACACCAACGCUACCAAAGUAAGAUGUUAUGAAGAAUCAGAAAGCUUAAUCUAUCAACCAGAAAUCCCAAAGAAGAAUCAAAUAUAGGGUCCUUCAGAGUUCUUUGACAUCGACUAACCAACACAGCAUCCCCUGUUUCUUUCUAUCAAAUGUUUGCUCUCUGACUACGUGUUUGCGCUCAGUGUUCUGUAUUAUACUCUUCACAUACUGGUCGUCGUUGUGUAAAAACCCUCAAAUGAUGCUGACCUUUAACCCUCAGGACAAUAUCAACUUGAAAUUCAAAGUAAACAUCUGCAUCACUUGUGAGGACACUAAGUUAGACAUUUGCAGGUAUAGUAAGCUAGAUUAGAAUAUGCUCAUGAAGACUUAGAUUUGAGCUGAAGUUACAAAACCUCAAUUCUCUGCUCUCACUAUUAUAACAUCUUUACAGAUAAACACCAGGAAGUUCUUCUCCUGAUCCCUCACGGAGACGUCCACAUUCGUUCUCUCAGAGUUUAGGAUCUCCAGAGUGUAUCAGUUCUUCUGCAAGUCCAACCUGAUAAAUUACAACUGUUGCUGUGAUGAUACACAGGGAAAUAAGUUUGGCAAACUGAGAAAGGAAUGUUUUUUUUUUUCACUCAGAAAAUGUAGUUUGAGAUUCUAGUCAAGGUUGAUUAAAGAGUGAGCCAUGCUGGCAAGGUUUCAACACUCAAUAUGUAAGGUGGCCUGUCCUUCACUCAGAAUAUUCACACCAGUGCUGCAAGGUAAAUUUACUACUGUAGUUGUUGGAUGCCAGUAGAAAACAUUGUUCUUUCUUAAAUGAAAGGAUGUUCAGUGGAACCGAAUUAGUUAAAUAGAAUUUCUCACCACUCAAUUUUCUGUCAAAUUGCACUCAGUCCAUGUGAAUAUUGCACCACGUUGCACCACAUUCCCCCUAAACUUUUGCGCACCAUCACUUUUUGUUUUUUAGUGGAAAAUAACUUCGUGAUUAUACUCACACCUAUACUGCAGCUCUUUGGGUCACUUUUAUCUUAUUACUGCACCAUCACUGUGAAAAUUAAAAAACAACAAAAAACAUUGAACUUGUUAGUUUUGAUUAUCGUCACAGCAGACAUUUAAUUGUUGAAAUCGACAAAGCUGAGUUUCCUACUGAUAUAAAAAGCAUUGUUUCCAAAACAUGGCUUGCCAAUGGAAUUUCACAUAAUAGCAUUACUGCACAUAACAUGAUAAUAGGGUUAAAGUCAGUGGACUUGAAGUCACAUGAGAGGCCCCCUACACUCAGCUGAGAGACAGUCAUGAGGUAAACAAUAUAUCCAACUGCACAGUAGUUUAAGUAUAACGCAAAGUCCCCCACUGGUGAUGAAUACGACGCUCUGCUUGAAUAAUUCACAUUAACAUCGAGAAAGUGUUGGGGGACCGUAAGGACAUCUUCAUUCGAAUAAGUUAAGUGCUCUACGCUGAGUUUGCGGGUCAACUUUCUGUCACAUGCGAGUGCAGUGAGGCAAUGAAUUAUCCACUGCUAUUCUUUGCCAAGUUCUCAUGACCUACAUGCACAUCCGACUCGCUGGUAUCUCAUCUCACUGUUCUCUUCUGUAAUCUAAUUUCUGUAGACUGAGCAGCACAUGUCAGCGUGUUAGGAUACGAUAGAGCAAUUGUAAGAUAUAGGUGUAGAACAUCAUGUCCUCAUAUCCUUGCAGUUCUGUUACCAAAUUUAAUGUUCCUAGCUGUGGUGAAUAGCCCUCUACAUCCGCAACGGUCUGUUUACUGCCUCUCUGACUCUGUUACAGUGUUGGGGGGAGAGGAGGGGGGGAUUACUGCAGCUCAUGCUACACAAGUACCCACACAGGAUAAUUGGUUGACCCACUGAUUAGAAAGGCAUUAGACAGAGAAAGGGUUUAGCCCAAACCCUAUUUUAGGCCAAACUUGUUAGAAGCCACUGGAUCAGAACAACUUUUUUGGCCUCUGAAGUUCAUGCGUUGCAUCACUCAUUGUAUGUUGUAUACAGCAUGCUUGCUGGCCCCCGAUGAGAUGAGCUACAACCAUUACAGUCACAAUGGAUACAUUUUAUUCAGCUUCUGAAAAACCUAUGCUAUAUAGACAAGCUAUUCAAUGCAACACAGGCAUCUAAACUAAAAAAAGGUGCAGUUCAUCGUCGUCGUCAUCAGUAUCGUUCAUUGGGUGUGACUUCCACUUUUUUUUUAAAAAAAGCUUCCAACUUUUCAAAGCUUCUGCUUCACAAAUAGUAUAAAUACAGUAUACAGUCUGUGUGUGUGUGUGUGUGUGUGUGAGAGAGAGAGAGAGAGAGAGAGAAAGAGUUCAAGCAAGAGAGUGUGUGCUUGUGUCUAUUUGAAUUCUUCCAUCAGCCUCUCUAUUGUGAUUCUGUCCUGUAUUUGGCUAACUUUUACAGUUUAGUAGAGGGAGGCGCUACUUCCUGUCACAAGCAGGAGCAGUGAAAUAAUGAGGGAUGAAAUGAUGCAGUAAGUAGUUCUGUGAUUCUUCUCAGAUGAAAUUGUUAUUCUCAGAAGGUCCUAUAGCAUAUUUCUCCUUGCGCUUCCUCUUUGAUCUGCCACCUACUUAGCCUGCAGAUCCUCGCCGGCUGCAGCAGUGAAGCGUUCAUCACACAACGUCUCUCAUCUUUAAAGAAGAUGCGAUUCUGUUCACCAUGUCAGUUUGUUGUUUUGUUGUGUUUUUUUUUAUUUAGUCACAUCAGUUUUAACUCAAUACUUCCAUUUGAACUGAUUGUACAUCAGUUCUGUGUAUUUUUCACAUCUUAAUUGGUUUUAUUUGUCAUACUUAUUCACACAUGUAGCAUAAUUGUAACCGUGUGAACCAAACUAGCUUUACAAUUAUGUAAAAAAGAAAGAGAAAAACAAACAAACAAAACAAACAAAAAAACAAAAAAACAAAACCGAGAUGAGUAUUUUUAUAUAGUUGACACAUGAUUAACUUCUCACUGGUACCUUGCACUUACCACAUGUACUAAUACUUAAUACACAAGAACGAAUAUGUCCAAAUACACAGUAUUUGUGAAAGUAAAAUAAUUAAUUUUCUUGCAGGUUGAUGCUCCAUUUUGUACAAUAGACAUAUAUGCUGUACAGUAAAGAAAUUUUAAAACUACAAAAACUCUUUUAGAUAUACAUUAUUUAUUUUUACCAUUUUGUAAUUUAGACACUAUACUGUAGCUUCAAUAUUGCCAGACUUACUGGAAGUGCCUAUAUUGGUAUUAUGUAUCAUACAGUGAAUAUAUUUGAAGAUCAUUAGAAGUUGUCACAAACUGAACCAUGUGGAUGUUGUAAUGUGAAUACAAUGAAUUACAAGACUAUAA
This is a messenger RNA of Scatophagus argus, 8146 nucleotides long. RefSeq names its product cGMP-inhibited 3',5'-cyclic phosphodiesterase A-like. Gene Ontology annotation, molecular function: 3',5'-cyclic-AMP phosphodiesterase activity. The record is from RefSeq and is a predicted model, not a curated record. Lineage: Eukaryota; Metazoa; Chordata; Actinopteri; Scatophagidae. Gene Ontology annotation, cellular component: cytosol. Gene Ontology annotation, biological process: positive regulation of oocyte development; oocyte maturation. Bases 814 to 3933 code for a protein of 1039 amino acids. The transcript is spliced from 14 exons.